UUACUCGUUACCGUUUUAACUCCAACCAAUACUUAACUGGUGACUUCAAAAUUGGUGAUUCCAAUCUAAAUGCAAUCAUCUGUUACUGUCUGUGCAUUUAAAAGUACAAUUAGCUCUUGCCUGUUCCAUUGUUAUGCUAUAGCUCCAUCACUCACAAACAUGACAGUAAAAUUCACAUGUAAUGUAAGUGUAAUUUGGAACAGGUGACCACAUGAGUAGAUGUAUAGAUGUUUGUCUUUCUGAGUCAUCUCGCCGUUCAGGGAGCCAGCAGUUGUGUUGGCACCUCCGGCGGGCGCAUUUACGGAUCAGCUGGGGCAGCUUAUAUGAGGUGCCUGAGAGCGACAUGACCCCAGCAGCCAUCAAUCACUGGCCAUGACAGCGAGGGUGGCCACUACAACAUGACUCCAAGGCCACGUAGCUACUUGCCUCUGUCAUGAGCCUCAGCAGGCUCUUGGAGCUAUUCGGCCAAGCAUUUGACGAGGCCCCCCAUGGCCCAGUUAGGCAACUGGUGAUCAUCACAGACCCCAGCAGAUGGAUCUCACUGUGGCCUGAAACGGGUGUCCGGACACAUGCAGCGACCGCGGUGGUCUGCUGUAGAGAAGAUUCCUCCAGAGAUCAAGGUGACCAGGACCGACUGCUUCCAAGGGGAGGUCCUGCUGCAUUUGAUAUGCGGAUUCUAUGCCAUGUGAUAUUCCUGGUUAUGCUGGGAGGCAUUUUUUGCCAAAAUAACCGCAAUGCCAAGCCAAGUGGCAAACCGGCGAAAAAAGCCAGCAGCACCCAGACAGCUGAAGUUGCCCAGCAUGCCCCAGAUGAAGACUUGCACCCUGGACCAGGAGCUGCAGCCAGCUCCAGCAAAGACACCAUUCCUGCAGCUCGUGGAGGGACACAGCAGGGAGCAUCCACCACCAAGCCUGCUGAAGACAUGAAGCUGCACUUCCUUAGGAACACACCGGCCAUGUGCAAUGACGGCACUGCAGCUGGGUUUUACCUAAAGGAGUUCAAAGGAAGCAAGAGGUGGCUGAUAUUUCUGGAGGGUGGUUGGUGCUGCUACAACAAAGAGACCUGCGAUUCCAGAUAUAAAAAUAUCCCUCGCCUCAUGAGCUCAGCUGACUGGCCACAGACACGGAAAGGGAUUGGAAUUCUUUCUGCACAAGCUGAUGAAAAUCCUCACUGGUAUAAUGCCAACAUUGUGUUCGUGCCCUACUGCUCUAGUGAUGUGUGGAGCGGUAACAAGCCAGCAGCAAAAGCCAAACAGGGCAAAGAAACAGAAUACUCCUUCAUGGGAUCUGUGAUCAUUCGGGAGAUGAUCAAAGACCUUGCAUCAAAAGGAUUAAAACAGGCCAAGGUCGUGAUGCUGGCUGGAACUAGUGCUGGGGGAACAGGUGUGCUACUCAACAUUGAGAAAGUGGCCAGUCAGCUGGAGCAGCUGGGGGCGGACACGCAGGUCCGAGGCCUCGUCGAUUCUGGAUGGUUUCUGGAGAACAAGCAGCCAAAGGCCCCUGACUGUCCAGACAGCGUCUCUUGCUCUCCUGUUGAUGCUAUUAAAAAAGGGAUCCGGUUAUGGAAUGGAGUUAUUCCAGAGAAGUGUAGGCAACACUACAAAAGAGGCGAGGAGUGGCAAUGCUUUUUUGGACACAAACUGUACUCCUUCUUGAGCUCGCCACUGUUUGUGGUACAGUGGCUCUUUGAUGAGGAACAGUUGCGUGUCGAGAACAUUUACAUGGGUGGCCAGUCCCUUUCUGAGCAACAGUGGACCUACAUGCAGAACCUGGGAAAAGAGCUGAAAAACUCCCUCAAAGAUGUUACGGCUGUGUUUGCCCCGUCCUGCCUGUCUCACACAUUGAUCACCAGAAGUAACUGGAUGGAAUUCCAGGUGAAGGGCACAUCCUUGUCUCGCGCCCUGCAGUGCUGGGACAGGAGCCUUCAAGAGGCCAGCAAGAACAGCAAAACUGCCCUGAAAGGCUGCCCCUUCCACCUGAUCGAUACCUGCCAAUGGCCUCAGUGCAACCCCACCUGUCCUGCGCUGAUCGACCAGGCCACACAGCAGGAGAUGACCCUGCUCCAGGUGCUAGCCAGCAUGGGCUUGGACCUGCAAAAGCUUGGCAUAGAUGCACGGAGGGACAGUAGCACAUCCACUGGCAUGAUCAGCAAUGGUGGCUAAGGAGUUAGCAAGCGAUGGUGGAGCAAGUUCUCAUUGUCAGAAAAAUAAAAUCACUUUAUCCAUACUGUAGAGAUUGCUCAGUGGCACCCCCUACAGCCACCCAGCAUUCUGUUGUGUUCCAAAAGGGAUUGAGAUGUUUGACAAGUGGGUGUGUGUUUGGAUUUCUGUGCCAACAGCUUGUCUUCACAACCCUGUGUAUCCAAUAGGGAUUGGGUUUUGGGUUUGGCCUGAGACUCUUGAGUGAAGCAUGAGUUAUGAGUACAUGUAGCUAGUCACAGUUAAUCCAUAACUAAUGCUAGAUAAUCUGCAACUCUUGAACAAGGAGAAUAGAUUGAGGGGUCAUUUUAAUUGAACCAAAACUGUUUUACCUUUGUAUGACAUUUCUUUGCACAGGACAUACCUUG
This is a messenger RNA of Colossoma macropomum (tambaqui), 2565 nucleotides long. RefSeq names its product notum pectinacetylesterase 2 (gene notum2). The transcript is spliced from 13 exons. NCBI's taxonomy places the organism in Eukaryota, Metazoa, Chordata, Actinopteri, Characiformes, Serrasalmidae. The coding region runs from base 434 to 2161 and encodes 575 amino acids. Gene Ontology annotation, molecular function: hydrolase activity. The record is from RefSeq and is a predicted model, not a curated record.